Molecule: messenger RNA, 2675 nt
Organism: Paramecium primaurelia
Lineage: Eukaryota; Ciliophora; Oligohymenophorea; Peniculida; Parameciidae
Source: the annotation of a GenBank genome assembly
AUGAUAUCUUCUCAUGUGCUUUGUUAAGAACAUCCAAAUUAAAAGAUUCAAGGAAUUUAUAUUCAAAAACAGAAAGAAAGUGGAUUUUUUAAAAAGGUAUGUAGUGAAUGCAUAACUAAUUUCUAAAUACCUUCUAAAUAAAUUUUAUCUAACACCAACCUUGUCAUAGAGAUAUAAAGAAUGUUCGAUAGAUAAAAAUGCUGUUUUGAUCUAAGUGAAACUGAAUAAAUUUUGAAAGAAGUUCUUGAGAAAAUUGAAUAAUUAAAAGUUGAAAUCACUAUAAUUUUUUCAACUAUCAGAGAUUCCAUCCUUAGUAUUUUAAACAGUUAAAAAUAAGGAGAUGGAAUGUUUCAUGAUAUUAUUUAUAAUAAACUCGACCUAUUUUAAUGCUCUCAAAUGGAAUUAGAUUUUUUGUAUAGUUUCUUUGAAGAAAAGAAUUAUGAAAUAUGGAUGAAAAGAAAAAAAAAUAUUGCUUAAGAAAUUCAAAAAGCAGGAGUAUUUUUGGAAAGAUUCAUUAAAAAUGCAUACAAGACAAGUCAAUUGGUUGAAUUAAUUUCUACUAAUUAGAAGAACUAUCUUUAAUAAUCAAGCACUAAAACUUCAACAAAAAAUAAGAUCAUUUAAUUGGAAGGCUUGUAGGAAGUAAAUAAUCAAUUAAUAUAAACUAAUUGUCAUCUCAUAAUAUAAUAAAAUGGGAAUAAAAUUUAUAAUUACAAUGAAUAAAUUCUAAGAUAGUAUAUUUAAUGUUUUAUUUUUAGAGAGAAGAAUAAAUUAGGAUAAAAAAAUGAUUUAGUAUUUAAUAAUCUGGAAUAAAUUAAAUUCUUAUAAUUUAAAGGAGAAUAUGGAGUAAAUGGUUAUAAGAUUAAUUAAUGGAACUAUUUUUGGAAUGAUGUAUUAGUUGGAGGUGGUAUGUACAAUCAUAUGGGAUAAAAAAUAGGAUAGUGGAUAGAUUUACAUGAAGAUUAUCAAGAGUAACCAUUUAUUUAAUAUAAUUUAGGAAUAAGAAAAUAAUUGAAAAAGGAUGUUAUAAUUAGGAUUAAAGAAGAGGUGUUUGGCAAUUUUACUAGGAUUAAUAUUAUAUGUAAAAUAAAAUUAAUUUAAAAAUAGUGGGGGAGGAUCAUAUAGUGAGGAUGGAUUAUCUAUGAAAAUUGGAAAAUGGAUUGAAUUAAGUGAUGGAUUUCAAAAAAAAUCAAAUAUUACUUAUAUUGGUGAAUAUAAAAAAGGAAAAAAAGUAAAUAAAUGGGAAACAUGGUUUUAAAAUUAGAUAUAAGAAAAAAUCUUAAUGUAAAUUUUGAAAAUAAUAAAUUUUUUAGAGGCGGCGGAUCAUAUGAUGAAAGGGGUGAUGUUAUUAAAAUUGGAUAAUGGAUUGAGUUAAAUAAGGAUUUUACUUAUGAUUUUUAACUUAUUCAUUAGGGCGAAUAUAAAAAUGGUAAAAAAGUUGGUAUUUGGAUUACUAAAUUGGAUGGGUCUUACAUGUAAUUAUUAAAAAGAAUAUAAUUUUUAGUGGUGGUGGAUCAUAUGAUGAAAGAGGAGAUUGCAUUAAGAUUGGAAAAUGGGUUGAGUUGUCUGCAAAAUUUUGUUCUUUAUCGAAAGUCACUUUUAAAGGUGAAUAUGAAAAUGGAAAAAAGAUUGGUAGAUGGGAUACCGCAUUAUCAGGAAUUGAGAUGUAAAAUAGAUUAGUUAUUUAUAAUUCAGUGGUGGUGGAUCAUAUGAUAAAGAAGGUUAACAAAUUAAGAUUGGAAAAUGGAUUGAGUUAAAUGAUGAGUUAUGUUCUGAAUUUUAUGUUACUUAUAAUGGUGAGUACAAGAAUGAUCAAAAAGUCGGUAAGUGGAAUAUCAACAUUCAGCACAUAAAAGAUAAAUGGAAUGAAUGCAUGUAAAAUAUUAUGUAACAAAAUAUUUAGUGGAGAUGGAUUAUAUGAUUAAAAGGGAGAUGGUAUUAAAAUUGGAAAAUGGAUUGAGCUAUGUGAUGGAUUCAAUCAACAAAAAUAAAUAACUUAUAAAGGGAAUUAUUAAAAUGGAGUAAAAGUUGGCAAAUGGGUUAUUUUUUUUAAUUAGAAACUCAGAAAUAAUGAGAAAAAAAAGAUGUAAGAUAUUAAAAUGAAAAAUUUUUAGAGGUGGAGGAUUUUAUGAUGAAAAAGUUAAUGGCAUGAAAAUUGGGAAAUGGGUAGAAUUAUGUAAUGGAUUCAAUCAGCAAAAAUAAAUAACUUUUAAAGGGAAUUAUUAAAAUGGAGUAAAAGUUGGCAAAUGGAAUUUAUAUUUUUAUGUCAAAUAAGGAGAUAAUGAGAAAAAAAAAAAGAUGUAAUAUAUUUAUGUAACAAAACAUUAAGUGGAGAUGUAUUAUAUGAUGAUAAAGGAGAUGGUAUUAAAAUUGGAAAAUGGAUUGAAAUUUUGGAUUAAUUUAAUUAGGCUAAAUAAAUAAUUUUUAAAGGUGAGUAUAAAAAUGAAAAAAAAAUUGGAAGAUGGGAUACUAUUAAAUUAGAUAAUCAGGCAAAUCAAGUUUGUUUGUAAUUUUAUACAUAAACUAAAAUUUUAGAGGUGGUGGAUCAUAUGAUGAAGGAGGUAAUGGUAUUAAGAUUGGAAAUUGGAUUGAACUGGACGAUGACUUUUAUUAAUAUUAGGAUAUUAUCUAUACAGGAGAUUAUAAGAAUGGUGUAAAGGUUGGUAUUUGGGUGA